AUGGCAACUACCGACUCCCCGAGAAAGGAUCCCGACUCCCACCGCGGUGUGAGCCUGGAGCACGGCAACUCGCAGUCCAUUUCCGCGCCCCCGGAACUAGCAAAGAAGCAAGAGACUUCUUGGUGGCCAUGGUCGAAAGCGGGCAAGCUCAGCAAGGUCGAAGAAAACCUAAAGGAGCAGUUCAGCGGCAAGCCCGGCUUCAAGCAGUUCCGACGAGUCUACCGCCCCGCCCUCCCAGCCGGCAGCGGACACCCCGACCCCGAGCCGGGCAGCAGCGCCGCCCAGAGCCCCGGAGACCACGGCGACGACGAGGGCACCGUGGUCAAGGGCCCCGACGGCAAGUACAUAUACGUCAACCAGUUCCACCAGCAGAGCCACAAGUUCGACGACGUGGCCGUUUACCUCAGCCCGACCAACUUUGUGCCCAAGCGGCUAGUCGUGCAGGCGUCUGACCGCGUGCUCGCCAGCCGCGACGAGCUGGAGAAGGGUGACUGGAUCCGCAGCCAGCUCGCCGGGGGAGCGCCGGUCGUGCUCAAGGUCAUGCUGGCCAUCCCGGGCGUCGGCGACUGGGAAGAGGACGAGAUCACCGACACGUACACCGAAUUCCCGGGCUACUACUGGGGCUGGCCCAAAUACGCCGUCAACUAUCUCGACAUGGCGCCGUCGGCGGAGCAGAACGAAAAGCCCGCCGAGCAGCAGCAAAAGGACAAGUUUGCCGCGGCGCUCGACGUGCGGCGGCGUGCGCAGCGCCCGCGGAGGCUGGUCAAGAAGACGGACCACGGCUGGGUCGAGGUCGACAGCAUCGCCGAGGUCGACGGCAUCGCCGAGGCCAGCCUCAAGGCACGUCGCCUGGCCGAGAGGAUCGCCGAGCGGGAGCAAUGUGCCGCCUUCUGGAUGGACGACGGCCUCGUGUCCAAGGCCAGCCCGGCCGACACCGACUACGACGUCUACACCAUGUGCGACGUCAUCCGCGGGGCCAGCCGCGUCGCCAUCAUGCUGGGCGCUGACACGCUCGCUGCCCGCCGGUCGUGGGGCGACCGCAUGUGGACGCUGCCCGAGGGCCUGCUGGCGCCGGGCCACAGCCUGCUCGUGUGCCGCGAGGGCAACGGCGGCCAGCUGGUCGCCGCCGACGACAACGGCCGCGACAGCACCGAGGGCGGGAGCGCCACGCGCGUGCUGGCCGAGCACUUUUCCGGGCUGCUCUCGCUGAGCCGGCUCGAGCUGCUGCCGGCGGCCGUGGCGGCGCUCGACUCCAAGAAGCGCAACGAGUUCACGGGGUCCGACCUGGCGUACGCCGUGAUGGGCCUGCUGCACUACCGCAUCCAGCGGCGCGACGCCGACAGCCUGUUCCAGAACCUGGCGCGGCUGUCGCUGGGCAACGACAGCGACCAGCUCGUCGAGCGCAUGCUGUGCCUGCUGCCUAAGGCGACCUCCCAGGCCGCCGACAGCGGCGUCGCGGUGCUAGUCGGCUCACCCGUCUUCGAAGAGCUGGCAGGCCGCGACGAGUACGAGACGUACGUGCACCACAUCACGCCGCUGUGCCAGGUGGUCGGCGUGGCGGAGGAGGACGAGACGGUCAUCAUUGACAACUGCCGCGCGGUGCACAUCCGGUGGAAGGUCUUCCCGCGGCCGGUGGUGCACCGCAGCCACGGGUUCAGGAAGACGCUGGCGGCCUUCUGCAUCGUGUCGGGGCUGUGGUGGCUGACGUUCAGCUUCGAGACGGCCGUCAACUACGUGCCGUACUGGUCGGGCAUAGUCGAGAACGUGCGGCUGUCGCUCAUCAUCUGGGUACUGGCCGCCUUCCUGCUUCUCAGCCUGCUGCUGUUGGCGCCGUCGCCCUUCUCGGUGCGCCGCCUGUUCGGCGGCACCGUGCUCAAGAGCAAGCCCAGCCUCGUCGCCUUCGAGGGCGUGCUGCCCAUCGCCAAGCUCGAGAAGCUCGUGUUCGGCAACUACACGGGCUGCCUGACUUACGCGCCGUCGGCGACGCCGUUCGCCCGGGACUGGCGCGACCCGCGCGAGCGCGUCGGCACCGAGCCUGCGUGGCUCGCCGUGUGCGUGUUCGCCGCCGAACGCCCGCCCACCGUCGCCCUGCUCUGCGGCCGCGAGGGCGGCAUGCUGCGCGCCGUCCUGUGCAGCUGGCGCUUCGAGACUGAUUGCCUGUACCGCGAGACGGUCGUGCGCAUGCCCUCGCGCGUCUACGAGGCUGCGUCGAGCAUUGGCUGGCUGAAGUUCAGCCUCCGCAGCCAGAACAGGGCGCGGGGGCGUUCUUGA
Messenger RNA from Lasiosphaeria miniovina, 2271 nucleotides. RefSeq lists its product as uncharacterized. The transcript has 5 exons. Bases 1 to 2271 code for a protein of 756 amino acids. The record is from RefSeq and is a predicted model, not a curated record. NCBI's taxonomy places the organism in Eukaryota, Fungi, Ascomycota, Sordariomycetes, Sordariales, Lasiosphaeriaceae.